Messenger RNA from Mucor velutinosus, 1035 nucleotides. It is a transcript of the gene RPC19, whose product is annotated as RNA polymerase subunit AC19. NCBI's taxonomy places the organism in Eukaryota, Fungi, Mucoromycota, Mucoromycetes, Mucorales, Mucoraceae. Gene Ontology annotation, molecular function: acyltransferase activity. The transcript has 7 exons. The record is from RefSeq and is a predicted model, not a curated record. The coding region runs from base 1 to 1035 and encodes 344 amino acids.
AUGGAAAAAUACUCUAGAUGGAGAGACGCUAGCACUGGCAUUCAACCUUUCUUGCCUCCAGUUCCACCUCGCACAGAUUCGAGUCUAUUAAUCACGCUAUCCAAUGUCAUUCAUAUCAUUGUGGGACCCAUUCAAGGCAUUAUCAAGUUGGUUUUGAUUGGCUUGGUUACCUUGUUAUACAUCGUGCUUGUGCCUGUCUUGGGCACUGUGUUGACGCCGGUAGCACCUUUGAAGCGAGUUUGGACCAGGCUCUUCUCGUCUAUUUUCCUUCGACUUGUACUAUUUUUGAGUGGAUUCUUUCACAUCAAGACAGAAACUGUCUCUAUUCGCAAAAGUCGUGGUUCCAAUGGUACCAAGGAAGCACCACAUGUCAAGCAUGGCGAUGUCAUUAUAGCUAAUUGGACUUCUUAUAUCGAUAUUCUAUACCUUGCAUCAAGAUUCAAUCCUAUAUUCACUCAAAUCUUCGUGGACACCAACAAGAUCAAGAUCAUUUCCCUAUGGGAAGCUAUCCGAUUGGUAGGUAAAAUCCCUGAAUCAAAACCAUCAAGCGAGGAUACAGUGUACACAGUACAAGAGCUGUCUCAAAAGGCAAAGAAGGGUAAAUGGGGACCUGUUGUCGUGUUUGCAGAGGGCACAACUACCAAUGGACGCGCCUUGCUGAAGUUUGCACCUGUCUUUGAGGAUUAUAAAGUGGAUCAAAAGGACGGAUGCUUUCAGAUCAUGUCAUUCAAGUAUGAAUAUGGAAAUAUGCCACCCACAUAUACAGUUGGAAACCAGGUUUACCACUUUUUCAAGUUGUGUUCUCAGUUCCAUAAUACACUCAUUGUCAAAUCGCUUGCUCAAGGUGAAGCUCCAUGCUCAUCGCAUUCUACCGCUGAUGCCACUACCCCUACCACUAGCUCGAAUGAUCCAGUAGGAGACUUACUCAUUUCAUCACUCGGCAAUAUAUCAAAACUGAGAAAGACCAACCUAAGCAUGUCUGAUAAGCGUGAUUUUAUCUUGUACUAUGAAUCUCGUCAAAAAAGCAGAAAAUAG